Syngnathoides biaculeatus (alligator pipefish) is the source of this 6953-nucleotide messenger RNA. It is a transcript of the gene adat1, whose product is annotated as adenosine deaminase tRNA specific 1. Gene Ontology annotation, molecular function: adenosine deaminase activity; RNA binding. NCBI's taxonomy places the organism in Eukaryota, Metazoa, Chordata, Actinopteri, Syngnathiformes, Syngnathidae. The record is from RefSeq and is a predicted model, not a curated record. Bases 1051 to 2574 code for a protein of 507 amino acids. The transcript has 9 exons. Gene Ontology annotation, biological process: RNA processing.
GUGCAAACAUAUCUGUUCCGGUUGAUUUUAGAUGGAUUCAGUUGAUCAUACAAUCUUCCACAAAGUUUGAUCCAUCGAAGACAUUUUUCGUACUUGGUCUUCGGUUUUGGAAAGGCUACGAAUUGAACUCCACCAACUAGCCUUUCAGGAUACCUGUUGUCACUAUUACAAAGUCCGUGACUACACCUCUUAACCAUAUCUAUUGUUAAAGAACCCAAAUACGCGAUAAAACGCUAACAAAAGCUAUGCUGGACCAUGAAACAUUGUCUGAGGGAACAGCGGACCCCAAAAAGGGGCGUGGUUUAUGCAGAUCUCUGGCCUCUGAUUAGUCAGCGACGCGGAUGUCGCAAUUUCUACAGAGGGGUCAAUUAUCUUGGGCAGAAGGCGGGGUACACCCUGAACUCGGUACCACCCAAUCCCAGGGCACAUUGAAACAAAGAAGCAUUCACACGCACCAUCACAUCUGAAUGAUUUAUGGUUUCCAAUUAAUGCGUGUUUUUGGGAUGUGGGAGGAAACCGGAGGGCCCAGAGAAAACCCACGCAGCCAUGGGAAGAACAUGGAAACUCCAUCCAGGCUGGGUCGGGAUUUGAACCCCAGUCCUCAGAACUCUGAGGCCAACUCCCUACAGCUGCCCCACUGUGCCUCCCACAAAUAAAUCAUUCAUUUUAUUGGCCACUUAUCCGCACAAGGGUCAUGGGAGAGGCAGGAGGCAGGGUACACCCUGAACUGGUUGCCAGCCAAUUGCAGGGCACGCAGAGACAAACAGUCAUACUCAUAAUCACGUCAAUCAUAUCAGAUUGCUAUGAUACUUUUUUCUGGUGGAAUUUAGUGGAAUCAUCUCACUGUCAGUUGGUAAAGCUUUCUUGAAAAUAAUAAAACAUUUGAUGUUUUAUUGGGAAAAUUUGAACUUCCCCUGAACCGGAAAGUAAACUGUGGAUCCUGAAUAUUGAGCGGAAGUAAGGUCAUGAAAUCAAUUUUUAUAACCUAUUUUCAGAGCAGUGUGUCACCUAACCCAAUUAUCAUUUAACGUGAAACUCAACUCGUAGACCAUGGUGACUGCCGAUGAAAUUGCAAAGUUGUGUUACGAGCGUUUCAACGAGCUUCCACGAAGAGGGAAGCCCGAGCCGGGCAGAGAAUGGACCCCGUUAGCCGCGGUGGUGAAAAUCACCCAAUGUGCAAAUUUAGGCACAGUUGAAAAAGAAGUUGUUUCCCUCGGAAGUGGAACAAAGUGUAUUGGACAGACUGCCAUGAGUCCCAAAGGUGAUGUGCUCAAUGACAGCCAUGCAGAGGUCAUAGCGAGAAGAGGGUGUGUCAGGUAUCUCACACAGGAGUUGCACAGUGCUGUGAGCGGAAGGGGAAGUUCUGUGUUUUGCCAGACAGUGCAUCAUGGGAAAUGGAGGCUUCAACCAGGAAUUUCCUUCCUGUUUUUCACCAGUCAUACACCUUGUGGUGAUGCCUCUAUAAUCCCCAUGAAAAGCAGCCAACUUCAAGCGUGUACUUCUGUCGCAUCUAUGAAGAAUGAUCAAGGCAUAGCUGGAGGCCUAAAAAGAAAAGCUAAAGCACAUAUUCCAAGGCAAAACUCCAAACAUCCCUCUCUAAAAGAAAAUGGCCCCGAAGAGACAAAACCAAAGAAUAUUCAAAAAUCAAAGCCACCUUUUUCCUUGCCCUCGUCUUCAUCUACUUGUGAUGAUGACCCAUCCCAUGGACCAUCUGCCAAAAGACACCAAGAGGCCGUCUCAAAAGCUUCAGCAGAGCUAAUUAUUAAAAACAAAAUCCCUUCAAACAUUAGCACUGUGGUCUUUGCCAGGCUGAACUCGCAGAUCUGUGAUGUUCUCAGAACAGGAGCAAAGUCUGUACCUGGUUGCCUUGCAGAUCCUCUCCAACCAGGGAUGGGCUACCAUAGUAUAGGAUUACUGCGUGUCAAACCUGGUCGAGGACAACCAACCCUUUCUCUCUCAUGCAGUGAUAAACUGGCUCGCUGGGUAGUGCUGGGCUUUCAGGGAGCACUUCUGUCACACUACCUACAGGAGGCACUCUACUUUAGCACUGUGGUGGUUGGAAAGUGUCCCUUUAGCCAUGAGGCGAUGCAAAGAGCUUUGAUCACAAGAUGCUCACAUGUAUCAGAUCUCCCUGUUGGUUUCUCAGUGUCUGCACCCAUUAUUCUUCAGUCCAAAUUGGAGUUCCCCUUCAGCAAGGCUCAGACUGAGCUCCAACACAAGGCUGGACAAGGAAGCAUAACACCCUGUGGGGCAGCUAUCAGCUGGUGUAACGUGCCUGAUCAGCCACUUGAUGUCACUGCCAAUGGCUUCAAACAAGGAGUCACUAAGAAGGCUUUGGGAACAGCUCAAGCAAGGUCUGCUCUGUGUAAACUGGAGCUUUUUCAUUCAUUCCUGUCUCUGGUAUCGUCCACUCAAGCUUCAGUACUUCCAGACUCACUCAGGAGGACAGAUCUACACACAUACUUGGACUUUAAGGAGGCAUCUAAGACCUACCAGCAAGCUUGGCAGCAACUUCGCAAUCAAGCAUUCCCCCUUUGGCCACGCAGUGACAGAGACCUCCUCCUCUUCAAAUGAAACCCAAAAUAUCUUUAAGAUUAUUGCAGAGCUGUCAAAUAAUAUGUGACAUCCGUAUUUUGUUGCAGAAAUCACUGAAUGCUGACUUGUUAUGCUCGUAACACCAAUUAUUCCGACUAUUCAGGUAAAAAAAAAAAAAAAUUCCAAUUCCGACAUAAUCGGCCAGUAAUGCACUGUGGCAGGCAACCGUGACAAAAUUUAUAUAAAUGAAUUUAAAGAAAUAAUUACUUGUCAGUUGUUUAAACAGAUGUCAAAGCAUCGCCUCCACGAGAGCGGAUAAACUGCACAUUACUGUUCCCCUUACAUGUAUCGUUUACGGUAUCAGAAAGGGAGGACAGUGAGUAAUGCAGAAAUGCAUGAUGCUAAUUGUAAAGGUAGAGGAGACUGGCGCUUGUUGCAUGGGUUAGUUCUCACUUUGCAAAUUUGCACUUUGAAUAUCUGACUCUUUUUCAAUUUCAAGUAAAAAAAGGGGGGGGGUAAUAAUUAUUUAGUACUUGUUUUCUUCUUUUCCUUUUGGCUUGCCCCAUUAGGGGUCGCCACAGCGUGUCAUCUUUUUCUACCUAAGCCUAUCUCCUCCAUCUUCCUCUCUAACACCAACUGCCCUCAUGUCCUCCCUCACAACAGCAAUCAACCUUCUCUUUGGUCUUCCUGUCACUCUUUUUCCUGGCAGCUCCAUCCUCAGCACCAUUCUACUUAUAUACUCUCUCGCCUCUGGACAAGUACAAACCAUCGAAGUCUGCUCUCUUGAACCUUAUCUCCAAAACAUCCAACAGACUGUCUCUCUAAUGAGCUCAAUUCCUAUCCUAUCCAAUGUGCUCACUCCGAGCGAGAACCUCAAGUCUUCAUUUCAAUCUCCUGUUGCUUCCUGUUGUCUCUUCAGUGCCACCGUCUCUAAUCCGUACAUCAGGCCCGGCCUCACCACUGUUUUAUAAACUUUGCCCUUCAUCCUACCAGAGACUCUUCUGUCACAUACCACACCAAGCACCUUCCACCAGCUGUUACAACCUGCUCGGACCAGUUUCUUCAUUCUCUUACCACACUUAACAUUGCUCUGCUUUGUUGAACCCAAGUAUUUGAAGUCGUCCACCUUCGCUAUCUCUUCUUUCUAAAACCUCACUCUUCCCCUUUUGUUUGGUCUUCCCCUCACUCUUUUGCCUGGCAGUUCCAUCCUCAGGGCACUCCUACCAAUAUACUCACUCUCCCACCUCUGGAAAUGUCCAAACCAUGUCCAUGUCUCUUCAAUGCCACGGUUUCUAAUCCAUACAUCAUGGCCGGCCUCACCACUGUUUUAUAAACUUUGGCCUUCAUCCUACCAGAGACUCUUCUGUCACAUAACACGCCAGACACCUGCUGCCAGCUUUUCCAACCUGCUUGGACCCGUUUCUUCACUUCCUUACCACACUCACCAUUGCUCUGGAUUGUUGACCCCAAGUAUUUGAAGUCAUCCACCCUCGCUAUUUCUUCUCCCUGGAGCCUCACUCUUCCCCCUCCACCCAUCUCAUUCAUGCACAUAUAUUGUUUCACUUUGGGUAAUCUUCAUUCCUCUCCUUUCCAGUGCACGCCUCCAUCUUUCUAAUUGUUCCUCCACCUGCUCCCUGCUUUCACUGCAUAUCACAAUAUCAUCUGCGAUUAUCAUGGUACAAGGGGAUUCCAUUCUAACCUCAUCUGUCAGCUUAUCCAUUACCACAGUAAACAGGAAGGUGCUCAGAGCUGAUCCCUGAUGCAGUCCCACCUCCACCUUAAAUUCUUCUGUCACACCUAUGGCACACCUCACCACUGUUCAGCUGCCCUCAUACAUGUCCUGUUCUAUUCUAACGUUUCUCCGCCUCACCAGACCUACGCAUGCAGGACCACAGUUCCUCCAUUGGUACAUUCAUAGGCUUUCUCUAAAUCCACAAAGACACAAUGUAGCUCCUUCUGACCUUCUCUGUACUUUACCAUGAGCAUCCUCAAGGCAAAUAAUGCAUCUGUGGUACUCUUUCUAGGCAUGAAAUCGUACUGUUGCUCACAGAUACUUGCUUCCUUCCUGAGUCUAGCCUCCACUACUCUUUCCCAUAACUUCAUUGUGUGGCUCAUCAACUUUAUUCCUCUAUAAUUCUCACAGCUCUGCACAUCGCCUUUGUUCUGAAAAAACUAGCACACUUUUCAUCCAUUCUUCAGGCAUCUUCUCACUGCCUUGUUUUCUGUUGCAUAUGUUGGUCAAAAACUCCACAGCCACCUCUCCAAAUUGCUUCCGUACCUCCAAAGGUAAGUCAUCAGGACCAACCGCUUUUCCAUUUUCAUCUCCUUUAGUGGCUUUUUAACUUCCCCCUUAAUAAUCACUGCCACUUCCUGGUCCUUCACAUUUGCCUCUUCUACUCUUUCUCCUCUCUCAUUUUCUUCAUUCAUCAACUUCUCAAACUAUUCUUUCCAUCUAUUUAGUACAAGACUGGCACCAGUCAACAUAUUUCCAUUUCUGUCCUUAAUCAUCCUUACCUGCUGCACAUCUUUCCCAUCUCUAUCCCUCUGUCUGGCCAACAUGUAGAGAUGCUUUUCUCCUUUUUUUGUGUCUAACCUGGUGUACAUUUUGUCAUAUGUUUCUUAUUUAGCCUUCGCCACCUCCACCUUUGCUCUACGUCGCAUAACAAUGUAUUCCUUUCGCCUCUCCUCAGUCCUCUCAGUGUCCCACUUCUUCUUUGCUAAUCUCUUUCUUUGUAUGACUUCCUGUAUUUUGGGGUUCCACCACCAAGUGUCCUUCUCCCCUUUCCUACCAGAAGACACCCCAAGUACUCUACUCCCUGUCUCUCUGAUCACCUUGGCUGUAGUAGUCCAGUCUUCCGGAGCUCCUCCUGUCCAUCGAGAGCCUCUCUCAUCACUUUCCGAAAGGCCACACAAUGCGUGUGUUACUUUCGGCUUGUCCCUUUCGGGGUCGCCACAGCGUAUUAUCUCAGAUGAACGCAUAUAUAUGUUUGGCACAAUUUUUACGCCAGAUGCCCUUCCUGACGCAACCCUUCUCAGGGAGUGGAGGCCCCAUUGGGAUACAAACCCACAACCCCUGGUUUACCAAACCAGUGCUCUAACCACUGAGCUACGGGGCCUCCGCAAAAGGCCACACAAUAUUCUUCCUUUUUCAGCUUCCACCACAUGGUUCUCUGCUCUACCUUUGUCUUCUUAAUCUUCCUACCCACAACCAGAGUCAUCCUACACACCACCAUCCGAUGCUGUUGAGCUACACUCUCCCCUCCCACUACCUUACACUCAGUGACCUCCUUCCGAUUAAGUCAUCUGCACAAAAUGUAAUCCACCUGGGUGCUUGUCCGGGUGCUUGUCCCUUCGCUCUUGUAGGUCACUCUAUUUUCCUGCCUUUUCAGGAAAAAAAGCAGCCAUUUCCAUCCUUUUGCAAAGUCCACCACUAUCUGUCCCUCAAAGUUCCUUUCCUGGAUGCCGUACUUACACAUCACUUCUUCUUCGCCCUUGUUUCCUUUCCAUUUAACCCGGUUAAAAGUUGGUACAGGUAAAAGUUCAGUAUAAUCGAGUAGCAAUUAGGUUAUGGGCUUUCUUUAUGCAAUGUGGUGGAAUAUCUGUUAAUCUGUGUGUGCUGACUUUAUUUUCUUUUGGAGGGAUUUGUAUUUAAAUGUGUUUGAUUUAUUUGUGAAAAAGAAAUACUUUUGUUUGUCAUUUUAUUGUUGUUACCAUUGUUUAAGAAGGACAGGAAAUGACGUGUUGAGAAGACGCGGGAGAGAAAGAGGGAGGAAAAAAAAGGAUUGACAGAGUGCAAGGUACGAGUGGUUGUUUUGAGGACAAACAAAGUGAACGGUGGACACAUCAAAAGUUGAUCGUGUUCGAGAAGAACUGUUGAAAGUUCAACUGGGAUAGUGUGUCGUUUGAGUGGACUACUCAAAUCACGCCGUAACGUGGUGGAGUUAGCCGUGACCACAGAGGCUAAGUGCAUGCAUGGGACUGAGCUUGGGCGCUAGCAACCAGCUAACGCUAGCUCGCAAGGCCUGUGUUGGUCCACGUGGAAGAAGAUGAGGACGUUAGUGACGAGUUAACACUAGCGAGGCUUGCAGCGGCUAGCGAGGCAUGCAGUAUUGGAGGAUAAGGACAAAGCUUCGCAACGGAUCGGACCGUCAGGACUUGGAUGAGGCUAGACCAUUGGACACAACCCUCGACGUUCGUCACUCCUGCCGCUUGAAAAAAAGACAUUGGGGUUUGAAUUUAAUUUCCUUGCCGGCUGGAUUCAGUUUUGUUUGAGCCCUUAGCUUAGGUUAGCCUAGCCAUGUGUGCAGUGUGUACCUGUUUUGUUCAAUUUAUUUACUGAAUGACAGUUUGUUGAGUAAAGGGAUUUGCUUUUCUAACCUUUAUUUUGUUAUUAAAUGUUUACAUCUUUUGGGACAUAA